CCGGGGCCGAUUUAUAACAAGAGUGCUUGUAUAACGGCCCAUCACUCUUUGUCUUUGUGAAUGGUUAUUAAACCCUAUUGAGCAGUUUGUUUGUUUGUUUUUUAAUAACAUUUUAUUCAUCCUCUUUUUUUCGUUAUUUCCUAACUGGGAGCUAUGGCCAGCUCGGGGCUACAGAUUUGGGGUUUUUUACUCGCACUUUUGGGUCUGUCUGCCACCAUCGCCGCUACUUUUAUGGUUGAAUGGAAAAAACAGUCUCAAGGAAAGACGCACAAGAUUUACGACGGUCUGUGGAUGAGCUGCAGUGGAUAUGAGAGAACAACGUGCGAGUUUCACGAAUCCAUCUUCAAACUCUCUGUGGAGAUCCAGGCUACCAGAGCGGCGAUGUUGCUCAGUAUCUUCCUGUCUGCGGUGGGGCUCCUGGUGUCCACUUUGGGGAUGAAGUGCACCCGGUUUAUGGACGGGAAGAAUGAAACGAAGGCCCACACAGCUAUGACCGGAGGAAUCAUCUUCAUCAUCGCAGGUCUUCUGUCACUCAUCAUCACCUCCUGGUAUGUCAGCCAGAUUGUUCACUCUUAUAAAACAGCCCAUCGUUUACAAAGUUUUGAGUUUGGGAAAGCUGUUUUCGUCAGCUGGGCAGGUAGCCUCCUCAAUAUUUUGGGUGGAGCAUUCCUGUGUUAUCGUAGGUGUUCACACAGAUCUGAGUCAUUUACAGGGAAUCGCCUGCUUCCUACAAGUCAUCCAAAAUCCAACUAUGUCUAACAUAAACACAGAAAGUACAUGUCAAGGUCUGUCAGGCAUUUUUUUAUUAUUCGGACUUUUGGGUGAGCGCAUUAGAUGAUCCAAAUAUGAUUUGUAAAUAUUUGAAAUUUUACACUUUUUCUGUUGAAUUCAGUCCAUUUAUUGUCAAAUUGUGAGAAAAUGUAUAAUGCAGGAAGCAUACAGUACUGGUAUAUGCUAUUUAUAAUCUUUG
Messenger RNA from Boleophthalmus pectinirostris (great blue-spotted mudskipper), 970 nucleotides. RefSeq names its product claudin-7-like. Gene Ontology annotation, biological process: cell adhesion; bicellular tight junction assembly. Bases 154 to 759 code for a protein of 201 amino acids. Lineage: Eukaryota; Metazoa; Chordata; Actinopteri; Gobiiformes; Gobiidae. Gene Ontology annotation, cellular component: plasma membrane; bicellular tight junction. The record is from RefSeq and is a predicted model, not a curated record. Gene Ontology annotation, molecular function: structural molecule activity. The transcript is spliced from 4 exons.